AUGACUUCUCCAACAGAGUUGCCUCGGCUGGUUUCAAUUGACAACUACGUUCACAAAAUGUUAUCGAACUCGUCGCUUCAUCAACGCGUCACCGCACAAUGGGAAACAUAUGGGCCUGUCGUGAUAUUAAAAUUGAGAAAUGGUUCAUCCGCGAAUCAUAUAGACAGCAUACGUCUGCACAAUUCAAGCAGCGAUAGUCGUUGUAGAAGGUGCAGAUCUCAUUCCGUCGGUGAUUUUGUUACUAUAACAUCUGACAAAAGAAUUUCCCACCUUCAGAAUGGUUAA
This is a messenger RNA of Necator americanus (New World hookworm), 285 nucleotides long. RefSeq lists its product as uncharacterized. Lineage: Eukaryota; Metazoa; Nematoda; Chromadorea; Rhabditida; Ancylostomatidae. Bases 1 to 285 code for a protein of 94 amino acids. The transcript has 7 exons. The record is from RefSeq and is a predicted model, not a curated record.